Molecule: messenger RNA, 1356 nt
Organism: Eutrema salsugineum
Lineage: Eukaryota; Viridiplantae; Streptophyta; Magnoliopsida; Brassicales; Brassicaceae
Exons: 2
Coding region: 1-1356 (451 amino acids)
Source: RefSeq, a predicted model, not a curated record
AUGACUGUGGAUUUCAAUGGGAAGAUCGAUUCUCUGUAUCUGGAUCUGAAUGGAAAAAUUGAAGUUCUGAACAUUCAUGUUAAGAAGAUUGAUACUCAGGUUGCUCAAACUGCAGAGUCUGUAAAAAGGCAAGAAGGAUUCUUUCCUGGGAAGACUGAUACCAAUCCUAGGCAUUACUGCAGUGCCAUCUCGUUAAGGAGUGGUAAAAAGUUGACUCCUGUGCUUAAAAAAGGUGUUUCUGAGGAUGAAAUUGUGGAGUUUAAAGAAUCUGAAGAAAAUUUCGAAACUACAGAGCCGGUGUCGAGCGACACCACAACUAGUGUCGCGCGACACCAAUCGCAGAGCGAAGCUGAAGUUGUUCAGAAUCCGAAACCAACAGAAGAAAGAGUCUACAAACCUAAGAUUCCUUACCCAAGGAGUCCUAAGAAGUCUAAGCAGGAGUUAGAUGAUGCUAGAUGCAAGAUUGCUCCUACUCUCAGACACUAUGUGAAGAAGAUGGUGACUAAUAAUCUGAGUUAUGAGGAAGGAGUGAUGAUGAUUUCUGAACUAGUCAGUGCUGUGAUUCAGAAUAAGAUUCCAGAGAAACUCUCGGACCCAGGAAGCUUUGUUUUGGACUGCUCUAUCUUCUCAGAGAGGUUCAAGAGAUCGCUGUGUGAUCUUUGUUCGAGUGUCAACCUCAUGCCAUACUCUGUAGCUGUUAACCUUGGGAUGACUGACUUCAAGCCAACUAAGAUCUCUUUGAUCCUAGCAGAUCGAUCUAAAAUAAUCCCAAAAGGUGUCUUGGAGGAUGUUCCGAUUAAAGUUGGUGAUUGCAUAAUUUCUACAGAUUUCGUGGUUCUAGAAUAUGGAGAGGAACCCAAAGAUCCUCUUAUCCUGGGAAGAUCGUUUUUAGCUACAGCUGGAGCGGUAAUUGAUGUCAAGCAUGGUAACCUUGAUCUCCACCUGGGAGAUACCAUCAUGACUUUCAAGGUGGAGAAGCUGAAGGAUUCAACCAUAGGUGGUCAGACAUUCCAAGUCAGUGCAAUACCUGAAGUGAUAUUUGGAGAUCAGAACGUGUUUGAUGCUGAGAAAGUGAGAGAUCAACCUGAGUUGACGAAAACGUCUACAGAACCACUAACUGCUGUUGAUCAAGAAGCUCAAAACAUCUCACUCUAUUCAUCUCCACCAAAGCAAAGAGCACUUGGUUUUUCCAUUGAUGAUAUUGCAGGGAAUAGGUUAAAGCCGUCCAAACACAGAUCUCAUCCUUUUGCUAUUCCGGCAUUCCUUGGACGGCCUCAUACGCAAAACGCUUACACACCACCAUGGAUGAGACGACAGAGGCACUCUUUGCCACUGUCUGAUCCACCAGAUGCAUAG